UUUACAAAGGAGAAGGUCGCGCCUGGAGGAAGUGGUGCCUUUGGGUCCCGUGGCCGCAGCGCCGUUACUACUUUUCUGAAGCUCCUCUCGGCCGCUUGCCGAGACACCCCACCGCCAAGAUGCCGCGAAUUAUGAUUAAGGGGGGCGUAUGGAGGAAUACCGAGGAUGAAAUUCUGAAAGCAGCGGUAAUGAAAUAUGGGAAAAACCAGUGGUCUAGGAUUGCCUCACUGCUGCACAGAAAAUCAGCAAAGCAGUGCAAAGCCAGAUGGUAUGAGUGGCUGGAUCCAAGCAUUAAGAAAACAGAAUGGUCCAGAGAAGAGGAGGAAAAACUCUUGCACUUGGCCAAGUUGAUGCCAACUCAGUGGAGGACCAUCGCUCCCAUCAUUGGAAGAACAGCCGCCCAGUGCUUGGAACAUUAUGAAUUUCUUCUGGAUAAAGCUGCCCAAAGAGACAAUGAAGAGGAAACAACAGAUGAUCCACGAAAACUGAAACCUGGAGAAAUAGAUCCAAAUCCAGAAACAAAACCAGCACGGCCUGAUCCAAUUGAUAUGGAUGAAGAUGAACUUGAGAUGCUUUCUGAAGCUAGAGCACGCCUGGCUAAUACUCAGGGAAAGAAGGCAAAGAGGAAAGCAAGAGAGAAACAGUUGGAAGAAGCAAGACGUCUUGCUGCCCUCCAGAAGAGAAGAGAACUUCGAGCAGCUGGCAUAGAAAUUCAGAAGAAAAGAAAAAAGAAGAGAGGAGUUGAUUAUAAUGCUGAAAUCCCAUUUGAAAAAAAGCCUGCUCUUGGUUUUUAUGAUACUUCUGAGGAAAACUACCAGGCUCUUGAUGCAGAUUUCAGGAAGUUAAGACAACAGGAUCUUGAUGGGGAGCUAAGAUCUGAAAAAGAAGGAAGAGAUAGAAAAAAAGACAAGCAGCAUUUGAAAAGGAAAAAAGAAUCUGAUUUGCCAUCAGCUAUUCUUCAAACUAGUGGUGUUUCUGAAUUUACUAAAAAGAGAAGCAAACUAGUACUUCCUGCCCCUCAGAUUUCAGAUGCAGAACUCCAGGAAGUUGUGAAAGUAGGCCAAGCAAGUGAAAUUGCCCGUCAAACUGCUGAGGAAUCUGGCAUCACAAACUCGGCCUCCAGUACUCUUCUGUCUGAGUACAACGUCACCAACAACAGCAUUGCUCUUCGAACCCCACGGACGCCAGCUUCCCAGGACAGAAUUCUGCAGGAAGCCCAGAACCUCAUGGCCCUAACCAACGUGGACACCCCAUUAAAAGGGGGACUAAACACACCUUUGCACGAGAGCGACUUCUCAGGUGUGACUCCACAGCGGCAGGUUGUACAGACUCCAAACACCGUUCUUUCUACCCCAUUCAGGACUCCCUCUCAUGGCUCUGAAGGGCUGACUCCCCGGAGUGGGACAACUCCCAAACCAGUUGUUAACUCCACCCCGGGUAGAACUCCUCUUCGAGACAAGUUAAACAUUAAUCCUGAGGAUGGAAUGGCAGACUACAGUGAUCCCUCUUAUGUGAAGCAGAUGGAAAGAGAAUCUCGUGAACACCUUCGUAUAGGGUUGUUGGGCCUUCCUGCUCCUAAGAAUGACUUUGAAAUUGUUCUACCAGAAAAUGCUGAGAAGGAGCUGGAGGACCGUGAAAUAGAUGAUACAUACAUUGAAGAUGCUGCUGACGUGGAUGCACGAAAGCAGGCCAUACGAGAUGCAGAACGUGUAAGGGAAAUGAAACGGAUGCACAAAGCUGUCCAGAAAGAUCUUCCAAGACCAUCAGAAGUAAAUGAAACUAUUCUAAGACCCUUAAAUGUAGAACCACCUUUAACGGAUUUACAGAAAAGUGAAGAAUUAAUCAAAAAAGAAAUGAUUACAAUGCUUCAUUAUGACCUUCUACAUCACCCUUAUGAACCGUCUGGAAAUAAAAAAGGAAAAGCUGUAGGAUUUGCUACUAACAGUUCAGAGCACAUUGCCUAUCUGGAGCAUAACUCUUAUGAAAAGUUCUCCAAAGACGAUCUGAAAAAGGCCCAGGACGUUCUGGUACAGGAGAUGGAAGUGGUAAAACAAGGUAUGAGCCAUGGAGAACUCUCAAGUGAAGCUUACAACCAGGUGUGGGAAGAAUGCUACAGUCAAGUUUUAUAUCUCCCUGGGCAGAGCCGCUAUACACGGGCCAACCUAGCAAGCAAAAAGGACCGAAUUGAGUCACUUGAAAAGCGGCUUGAGAUAAAUAGGGGUCACAUGACGACAGAAGCCAAGAGAGCUGCAAAGAUGGAGAAGAAGAUGAAAAUUUUGCUUGGGGGUUACCAGUCUCGUGCUAUGGGGCUCAUGAAACAGUUGAAUGACUUAUGGGACCAGAUUGAGCAGGCUUACUUAGAGUUACGCACUUUUGAAGAACUCAAGAAACAUGAAGAUUCUGCUAUUCCCCGGAGGCUAGAGUGUCUAAAAGAAGAUGUCCAGCGACAGCAGGAAAGAGAAAAGGAGCUUCAGCAUAGGUACGCCGACUUGCUGCUGGAGAAGGAGACUUUAAAGGCCAAAUUCUGAAGCACAGUUUAUGUUCUGUCACAAGAUGAAUUAAUUGCUGGUUUUCCUGCUCUGGAAGGCUGAAACCGAUGUUUAUCUUCAUUGACAAAUUUGCCCAUGAUUGGUGGUUUUUCAGUUGUUUAUUUUAAAUGAUAUCGAUCUUACACAUUCUAUGUAUAAAGACUUUAAUUCUACAGGACAUUUUAGGGUUUAAAUUAUUAAGACGAUCAUUCUUGUAGCAGUGUCAUACUUGCAAAAAUUUUUUUAGUUUCGGCCUUUAUUUUAAAAGCCUGAUUUUAAAGUGCUGCCUGUGAGUACAUUCUUGAAUAAAAACAAAAUAUAAAAAAUGGAGAAUGUAGCUUUUUGUCUGAAGUAAUUAGAUACUUAGGGUACCCACAAACCAGGGAAUAUGUACACUGUGUUAAAUUUAAUGAGUAACUUUUGGGUAAUCAAAAUGGUGAUCCAGUAUCUUAAAUCCUUAAGAGGCAAUCAUUCUGUGGUUUUGUUAGUUUUGACUGUUUUAGCAUAGAAUAGUCUAUAUACUGACAAGAUUAACUUUUUAAUACCUAAUUUUUUUUUUUUUCAGUGUAACUUUAGGAAAGAUCUUUUCUCUGCUCAGCUGCUUACACAGUUUACGGAUUAGGACUAAAAAGAUUUAAUUUUUCUUGACCUGUUAUUUUCUUGUAAAUAUUUUUUUGACAAAGGUAUUUUAAAGAGUAAUUUCAACAAGGCUGUCAAACUAUUAAAGCUCUGUAUUUAUCUUAAGUCAAUCACACACAUGUAGAAUUUGGGGAAUGGAAGGGUAGAGGUGGGAAGAUCUAAUUUUAUGCAGUUCAUAUUAAAUCAUUUAGGAUAGUAUUAGUUGGCUGUAAGUUCAGUAUAAGCCAGCAAUGUGUUAGACUUAAACAAAAUAGUUUGCCCAAUCGUAGAAUAUACUAGGGCCUUAAAAGGGAGGGAGGGACAUUCAUUCAUCAGAUAUUUAUUCACUAUAUACCCAGUGUCAAGAGUCCUGGGGAUAGAGCAGUGAACAAAAUAGGCAUGGUUCCUGUUUUGUGGAGCCUACACAGUCCACUGAGAAUGACAGACAGUAACUAAGAGUCAAAUGUUUACUGAGUGACUCUUACAUGCCAGGCACUUAUUGAUGUGUUGGCGUUGAACAGUUAUUAAGACACAGUUCUUGCUCCCAUGGAGGUGACAUUAUUGGGAGAAGUAAACAUACAGGGGAAAGUACCAGAUCAUGAACUCUAGAUUCUAUGGACGGGAUUAAAAUAGAUGAUGGGAAAUAGUGACUGGGUGGCUACUUAGGUUGGAUGAUCAAAGAGCUUUCUAGGGAGGUGACAUUUAAGAGGGGAUGUGACUGACAGAAGGAGCCAUUCUUGUGAGAUUCAAGGGAAGAGCAAUGCCAGCAGGGUGACGAACUAGCACAAAAGUGUGUGAGGAACAGAAAGGAAGCCAGUGUAGCUAGAGUGUCAAGAAAGGCAUUUGUAUGAGGCCUGGUUAUACAGGGCCGUAUUUAUAAGGCCACGGUAAGGAAUUUGGGUCUUAUUCUAUGAUGGGAAGCUAUGAGAAGAUUCUAAGCCGAGGAAUAAUAUGAUCAGAUUUGUUGUAGAAACAUCCUGUAGUUAUACUGUGUGAUGAUAACCUCAUCAGGCUGAAGGUAGGGAAAGCGGUUAGUUUAGGAACUGAUGCAGUAAUCCAGGCAAACAGAAGUGACUCCACCUAGGACAGAAGCAGUCCUGAUGGAGACGUGGGAAGAUCUGAGCAGUAGUAGUUCUGUAGUCUCAUCAGACUAUAAAUGUAUAUUGUCCUGGUAUCCACUCAAUUCUAAUACCUUUUCUAGUAAUUUUGCAUGGGUUUUCUAGGAAAUACUUGGCUAUCAUCUGUGAAUAAUGAUGUUUCUUCUACUAGUUUAAUUUUUAUUGCAUAGUUUGUUGGCUGAAAUGUUUAGAAAAACGUUAAAGAAUGAUUAUGGUGGUAGACAUUCUUGUUUUGUUUCUGAUUUUAAUGGGAACAGCCAAAGUGUUUUAUCCUUAGGUUGGCUGUUUGGAGUCAGAUAGUCUUCAUCUAGAAAGGAAAUUUCCCUCUAUUUUCAGUUUUUAAAGAAUUUGAAUUAGGUAUGGCUCUGGAAUUUUGUCAGAUACACUUUUUGGGUAUCUGCGAAGGUGGUCAUAGUUUUUUUUUAUUUGAUUUCUUGAUAACAUAUUAAUAAAUUUUCCAACAUUGAAUCAUCUUUGAACUCCUAGAAUCAGGGAGUUUAAUUAAAACAUUUUAAAAAAAUGAUUUAGUUUACUUGCAUCUUAUAUAAACUUGAAUUAUAUGGAUUUAAAAUCAUUGAUCUAAUAAUACUAGUAAACUUUCACUUUGUUUUCAAAAUUUGAAGUAAUGCAUAUAUUUUUAGCCUAAAAACAACCAAGAAUUGCAUAAUUUCAAAACUGGCCAUCUCUGUGCAUUGUAAACUGCUCAUGCUUUUGCCACAUAACAGUGCAACUUUGACUGGUAUACAUACCAUUAUCCUUUGUCACUAUCCUGUAAAACCCAGGGUUCCCUACCAGCACCACUGUGAGAGCGAUUUUGGUGACUAUUUUAACAUUCACAAUUAUCAUAUUCUCUUACAGGCAUUCAUUAAGUGGUAGUGUUAAAAUGUGUUGAAAAGCAUGUUCAAGUUUCAGGAACUUUGCGACAGAAAUGUGAUAAAGAUCCAAAAGAAACCACCACUAUGAGCAAGAGGUUUUUUUGGAAAUAUUAGAAAGCAUGGUGAGAUAAGAAAAAGCAGUCUCAAAGAAAACAUAUAGUGCAGUGAUUAUAGACUUAACGCUGUCCAUCCUUGUACCCUCUCUAUUUUUAUGUUUAUUUUUCUGGGAAAAUUAGUUUUGAAAUACGUGAUGUCCUUGGGAAUGCAUUUUUCCUAAAAUGUGACUGACUGCCUUAUUGGAACUAUGGACUUGGAUUUCCUAAUAUUUUACUUGGGAAAAUUGCAUUUUUGCAUGAGUGAGUUUGGUCUUUUUGGGCUAUCGUCCAAGUUUUGACAUAGGGAUUUUGCUAGCUCUGUAAAGCGGAUAGGAUAACUGUAUAUAUUUUUCUACGCAUUAAGCAGUUCCAUUAUAGCAUGGGAGUGAUUUGUUCCAUGAAAGAUUGAAGGACGGUGCUUAUAAAACUUUAGAGUUCAGAGCCCUUUUUGGAAAUAAUUUCUUGAUAAUUAUCACUUUCUUCUGUGACUAUUAGUUUGUCUAUUUUUAAAUUUAAUAUUUUGUUUUAAUGUAUAUUUCUCCUUUUGUGUUUAUUAUUUACUAAAUUUAGGUAAUUUAUACUUUCCUAGCAAACUUCAUUUUUUGAAAUUUAAUACAUUUAUUAGUAGAGAAUUUUAACAGAGACUAAGUAUUUCUAUUAAAUUUGCUACUUCCAGAUUAUAAGAAAUUUACCUUCUCUUAGUUCUACCAUCAUUCCUUUUUUCCUUGAUUAGACUUGCUAAAAGUAUCUUUUUUCCCCCGUCAAAAAAACUAGUUUGGAUUUGCUUGCCAAUUGUGAUUUUUGUUUUAAAAUGUAUUAAUUUCUUAUUUUCUGCUUAUUUUUGUUUUCUCUAGAGUUUUUCCCCCUGUAACUUUGAGUCUGAUGCUUAUUUUUUGUUUUUGUUUAUAUAGAAAUGAAUACGUUGAAGGCUUUUGCUUAUCUCUAAUUUCAAAUAUAUUCACAUCCCUGCUAUGCUGAUGUGUUUUGUUUUCUAAGUAGUUUGUGUUUUGUUCAACAAUUAAGAAUAUUUACAAAUUUCUGUGUGAUUGGCUUUUUUCUUUUCUUUCUUUUUUUUAAAUUUUCUGCUUGUAGGAUUUUUACCUUGUGGAAAGAAAAUAUGGCUUCUGUAGUUUUUGCUUUUUAGAAUUUAUUGAGGUUUUGAGGCCUAACCUUUUAAAAAAGUGUUCUGUGGAUGUUUUUAAUGAAGGUUUAUUCAAUUUGUGUGGGACUGAUGACUGUGUAUUUAACCACUUUAAUUAUUCAAAUUUUAUUUUUCUCUGGUUAUAAACUAUCAUAGCAUAAUAGUAUUGUCUUAAAGUCUUCUAUAUAGUUAUUUCUUUCAAUUCCAUCUUGUCCAGAGCUUUUGAUUUGUACAUUUUGAUACUGUUAUUGAGUGUACAAAUGCUUGUGUCUGUUAGGUACAAUGCAUGAAGACUUACUAGUCUAUAAAGUUAUUCUUUUUGUCCUAUUUAUGUUUUUUGCCUUGAAUUUUACUUCUUGGAUAAUAGAAUAUUUCUCUUUUUUUGUUUAUAUUUGCUUGAUAAAUUGUCUAUCCUUUUACUUCUAUAUAAUUUUUAAUUGUCUCUUAAAACAGCACAUCUUGUUAGAUUUUAUAUUUCAACCCAUUUGGAGGGUCUUUGCAUUUUAGUGGGGGAGUCUGAUCCAUUAGCUUUUAUGUUAAUUACUGACUUUGGUCUUCUGUGAUCAUGCUUUUUGCUUUCUCACUGAUUCCUCUCAUUUCCUAAAUGAACUGUAAUUUCCUGGCUUUAAUUUUCUUAGUGAUUUAGAAAAUAUACAUCCUCUUUUAAAUUUUACAAAUGAUUAUGGUAUCAUUUAGGGUUCAGGAGAAAAAAACCAUACCAAUAAUUUGAACAGGGAAAAUUCAAUAUGAACAAUUAUUAACUAGUAACGGAUUAACCACCAAGAGGGGCCAAGACAUCUCUAAAGAAUACCAGGACUAGAGGAUGUAGGAGCAGCCACUGCUUAUAGACAGAGAGAACCCAGGGAAGGGACAAGCUUGGAAGAGCCGUUUCCCUCCCCUCAAGGCUGAGAUUCAGAUCUCACGGAAGAGGAUGUGUGUGGCCCCCUGGGUGGAGAAGUUUGCUCAGGUGCCACAGUUUGAGGUGGCAGGCAGGGUGUCAGGGAAACUCGAGGAAGUCACUUGCAGGGAUAUCGUUGAUACUCUGAGGUGCCAGCAAAACACCAGUGAACGUGUGCCAGUGGCUCUUUCACACAUUGCUGGUAGAGAAGCAUCCUGCUGGUAAGAAAGUCACAUGCUGACAGUGACACUGUAGGAGCAAGCGGGAAAAGCUGUGGAGCCAGGAGCGCGAAGCCCCUUGCAAUGUCUCUCCAGUGCCACCUUCGGAUAAUGCCUUGUGUUGUGUCCACUGGCGAAUGAGAAAAGCUUACAGGCUACACAACCAGUCUCAAAGCAGGGCAAAAGGAACAGCUCCUUUGCACCAGGGGAAGGGGACUCUGUUUUCAGUCUUUGGGAAAUCUCCAGGGUAUGCGUCCUAUUUCACUAUUCAAGGCUGUUUAUUUCAUCUGAUUAUUGUCACUUGUGGCCAAUCUUUGGGUUUGGAACCAACUUUUUCAUCUCUCUGCCUGGCUUCUUGUGCUUAGAGCAUCCCUUGGAAGUGUUUCCUUGUUCCUUACCCUUCCUGCAAUCCCGCGUUAUUUCGUUGGAUCCCCUUUGUUCCACAUUUUCAACCAAAGAUAAAGACGAGGGGAGUUCAACAAUAUUAUUUUAAAAAGUUUAUUUUCAUCAGCAGUGUAUACAUAUGUUUUACAAAAUCAGAUUCUGGGCUGAUGAUGAUGGCUGGAAUAUUUUUUGGCUUUAUGUAGUCUCCACAUGAAAUCAUAGCAACCAACCUCCCCUGGACAACAUUUACAAGAUAGCUAAAUGACAAGAUAUCCAUCCCCAGGAACUCCAAAAUACGUGUGGGUGGGGUAACCCACCAGUAGGCACAGGAUAUGUGUGCUGUCGUCAUGUCUGUGCAGCAAAAGUAAGGAGGGCAGUGGAGCAUCUGACACACCUAAGAACAGGAGAACCUUAAAGUAGCCAACAGGUAUUCAUGGAAUGAAUGGUAGACCAAUUGGAGAUAAGUGGCUAAAAUUGGGAAGGGUUUUGUCCACUGCAGUAGUGGGUGAGCCAAAGGGAGUAAAAGUGUGAAGACAAAUUAGCAACCUUGAUGAUUUAAUGUGUUAACGUUUUUUUAGAUAGGCCUACACAUUUAAAAAAAUCUGUCUCAUGGCAAGAUUUUUUCCUUUGGAAAAAAAAUACAACAACUUAGUAAUAUAUGGGUAUUACCAUUGUCAGCUCUAACAUUUGGUAGCCAUGUUGACUUGCGCUGUCCAGUAUGGUAGCCAGUAGCCACGUGUGACCAUCAAGCACUUGAAAUGGGGCUGGUUCAAACUGAUAAUAUGCUGUAAGUAACUAGAUUUGGAAGACAGUAUGAAUAAUAAUAAUAAAAAAAUCUCUAAUGUUGAAAUUAGAAUUUAUUUUUUUUAUAAAUAGUGUGUUAAAUAAAAUAUUAAAAUUAAGUCUACCUGUUUCUUUUAAAACGUGGCUAGUAGAAAAUUUAAAAUUUCAUAUGUGGCUUGUAUUACAUGUCUACUCACAACCCUUUUAAUUUUUUUGUUACUGAUUUCUAAUUUAAUUCCAUUGUGGUUUGAGAACAUACUCUGGAUGAUUUCAAUCUUUUUAAAUUUAUUGAAACUUGUUUCAUGACCCAGCAUAUGGUCUGUUUUGUUGGAUGUUCCUUGUUCACUUGAAAAUAAUGUGUAUUCUGCAGGCUUUAAUGUUUUAUAACAACCAAUUAGAUCUCAUUGAUUGGUAGAGUUCAAGUGUCCUAUAUCUUUAAAUGCUUUUUUUCCUCUCCACUGUCCUGUGAGUUGCUGAAAGAGGUAUGUUGAAAUCACCAACUGUAAUUGUGGAUUUGCAUGUCUCCAGCUCUGUCUGUUUUUGCUUCUGUUUAGAAUGUUUGUUAUUGUCUGCAUACACACUUAGGGUUAUGUUUUCUUGUUGAGUUGUCACUUUUGUCAUUAUGAAAUGUCUUUAUGUCUGGCAACAUUCUUUGGCCUGAAGCCUAUUUUGUCUGAUAUUAAUAUUGCUACUCCAGGUUUCACAUAGAGUUUUCAAGAUGUGUCUUUUUCCAUUUUUUUUACUUUUAACCUCUCUGUAUCUUUAUAGUUAAGGUGGGUUUUUAUAGGUAUAAUGUUGUUGGUUGGGGUGUAUCUUAGGCAUGUAUCUUAGACUGCUUCAUAUUUCACAGAUCACUGAGGCUCUGUUCUUUUUAAAUAUCAUUCCUUUUCCCCUCUGUUCUUCAUUUUGUAUAGAUCAUAUUGCAGUUUUUCCAGUAUUGUACUGAUUUUUUUUCCUACAGUGUCUAAUUUGUUGUUAUUCCUUUGCAGUGAAAAUUUCAUGUCAGAUAUUAUAUUUUUGUCUUUAGCAGUUCCACUUUGUUCUUUUUUUACAUAAUUUUUCUCUUCAUAUUUUCCUUUACAUCUUUGAGCAUAUAGAACAUGUUUAUAAUAGGUGUUUUAACGUCCUUAUGUGCUAAUUGCAUCAUCUGUCAUUUCUGGGUUUAUUUCUGUUGACUGAUUUUUCUCCUGUUUCCCAGUCAUUUUCCAGUUCUUUGCAGGUCAGGUACCUAAGAAGGAUGGUACACAUUGUGAAUGUUGCAUUGCUGGCUUUUGUUUCCUUUAAAUUAUAUUGGGUUUUAUUCUAGCAGAUAGUUAAUUUACUUGCAGAUCAGUUUAAUCCUUUUGAGGCUUGUUUUCAAGCUAAACUAUGGCCCAUGCCUGUUUUUGUAAAUAAAACUUUACUGGAACACA
This is a messenger RNA of Rhinolophus ferrumequinum (greater horseshoe bat), 10070 nucleotides long. It is a transcript of the gene CDC5L, whose product is annotated as cell division cycle 5 like. The record is from RefSeq and is a predicted model, not a curated record. Bases 120 to 2528 code for a protein of 802 amino acids. Gene Ontology annotation, molecular function: DNA-binding transcription factor activity, RNA polymerase II-specific; RNA polymerase II transcription regulatory region sequence-specific DNA binding. Gene Ontology annotation, cellular component: spliceosomal complex; Prp19 complex. The transcript is spliced from 16 exons. Lineage: Eukaryota; Metazoa; Chordata; Mammalia; Chiroptera; Rhinolophidae. Gene Ontology annotation, biological process: regulation of transcription by RNA polymerase II; mRNA splicing, via spliceosome.